Aspergillus puulaauensis is the source of this 1725-nucleotide messenger RNA. RefSeq names its product pyridoxal phosphate-dependent decarboxylase family protein. The record is from RefSeq and is a predicted model, not a curated record. Bases 1 to 1725 code for a protein of 574 amino acids. Gene Ontology annotation, molecular function: pyridoxal phosphate binding; carboxy-lyase activity. The transcript has 2 exons. Lineage: Eukaryota; Fungi; Ascomycota; Eurotiomycetes; Eurotiales; Aspergillaceae. Gene Ontology annotation, biological process: carboxylic acid metabolic process. Gene Ontology annotation, cellular component: cytoplasm.
AUGGCUACGACUUCACCCACAAGUCGCGCAGAUGAAGUACAAAAUCUUCUUAGCGCAGUCCAAGAUCUUUUAAUUCCCUUUAUCCGUGCAGCCGACGAUGACGACCUUGGCCCGAAAACGCAGAAAAACGGAGUCAGUACGAGUAGCGGAACUAACGGACAUCACACAAUAGUUGGGUCAUCGUUGGUAGACUACAAGAAGCCUGAAGAGCUACAAAAUAUCCUGCAAUUGAGGCUCCCGCAGCAAGGUACCGGACAAGACGGCCUGAUCGAUAUCCUCCGCAACAUUCUCCGCUACUCGGUCAAUACCUGGCACCAAGGGUUCCUAGACAAGCUCUAUGCUUCAACAAAUGCUCCUGGUGUGGCCUCCGAGCUCAUUCUCGCGGCGUUGAACACAAACGUUCACGUCUAUCAAGUCUCGCCUGCCCUAUCUGUCAUUGAGAAGUAUACUGGACAGCAGCUGGCUGCGCUCUUUGGGUUUACUGGACCGCGCGCUGGUGGGAUCUCAGUGCAAGGUGGUUCGGCAUCGAACACAACGUCCAUCGUCAUCGCGCGCAAUAAUCUAUACCCCAGUACGAAAAGCGACGGCAAUGGCGAUUAUAAAUUUGUCCUUUUCACUAGUGCCCACGGGCAUUAUAGCAUCGAGAAGGCGGCCCAGAUGUUAGGACUGGGCAGCAAUGCGGUCUGGUCAGUUCCAAUCGACAAGGAAGGACGAAUGAUCGCCUCUGAGUUGGAGAAGUUGGUGCAGAAGGCAUGGAGCGAGAACCGCACACCGUUUUACGUCAACGCAACCGCUGGUACAACAGUCAUGGGCUCCUUCGACCCCUUCGAGGACAUUGCAGCAAUUUGCAAGAAAUACAACCUGUGGCUGCAUAUAGACGGCUCCUGGGGCGGCUCGUUCGCCUUCUCCCAACGUCAACGACACAAGCUCGCUGGUGCAGAGAAAGCAAACAGCAUUGCCAUCAACCCACACAAGAUGCUUGGGGUACCAGUAACCUGUUCCUUCCUACUUGCCGCCGACUUGCGACAGUUCCACCGCGCCAAUACCCUUCCUGCAGGGUAUCUCUUCCACAACGGGGAGGAAGAUAAUGAGGAUGCAGACACGGCCGCAAACGGUAUAGAAGGCCCAUCCGAGCUAGACUCCGAGUCGCCAGAAAUCUGGGACCUUGCAGACCUCACCCUCCAAUGCGGUCGACGAGCAGACUCCCUGAAGCUCUUUCUCAGCUGGACAUACUACGGCACAUCCGGGUACGAGCGCCAAAUAGACACAGCCUGCGAAAUAGCUGCAUACCUCGCGACCUUGAUCCAAGACAACCCGAACUUCAUACUUCUUAGCCAGAACCCCCCUCCAUGUCUCCAGGUUUGCUUCUACUACGCUCCUGGUGGAAAUCUAUUACACCCGCGAGUAGCAAGUGUCGUAUCCGAUGAAAACAAGCGGGCGAAGGCGAACAGCAAGGUUACCGAGCAGAUCACACAUGCAAUUGUUGGGCGGGGAUUUAUGGUUGAUUAUGCGCCUCCUAGCGGGGAUGAAAAUGCGGUUGGGGAUGGGAAAUUCUUCCGGUGUGUUGUUAAUGUCCAGACGGCGAGGGAGACGAUUGAAGGGCUGGUGAAGGCCAUUGAAGAUGUUGCUCCGGGAAUUGUGGAUGGACUCAAGGCGGAGGAAGCAUUACUGCCGAAGAGGAGGCCUGGGGAGCGAGGGCAUGGACCUGUUGUUCAUCGUGUAUAA